Triticum aestivum (bread wheat) is the source of this 4540-nucleotide messenger RNA. Its product is annotated as disease resistance protein RGA5. The record is from RefSeq and is a predicted model, not a curated record. NCBI's taxonomy places the organism in Eukaryota, Viridiplantae, Streptophyta, Magnoliopsida, Poales, Poaceae. Gene Ontology annotation, molecular function: ADP binding. The coding region runs from base 1033 to 3909 and encodes 958 amino acids. The transcript has 11 exons. Gene Ontology annotation, biological process: defense response to other organism.
GAGAGGACCAUAUGCCCCUGUAUGACCCACUGCACUGAAUGAUUACUUGAGCCAAAAGCAGUACUAUUCAGAGGCAUCUUGGGGGCCAAAAGUGUAUCUCUUGACUUGCUGUUGCUGGUCUUCCUCUGUAUCUCAGUCCUCAUCUCCACCACCGACAGAGUGCUCCCUUCCUCUCAUCUCAGUCCUCCUCUUCUCCAUUGCGCUGCCUGGGAUAAGAUCGAUCCGCCUUGUUGUUUGGUGAGCUCAUCCAAUCUCCGCCCCUGACACCUGUGGAGCAGAGUGGAACAGCUAGCAAGAACCACUGAGUUUCCGGUCAUUAUUCAGAGCACCACACAUCGAAUCCACUGACCUGAUUGAGUGAAGCGACCUCCACGAAGCGCCGUCACGGAUCUGGCCUCUGGUGCCCAGCCGCCGCUUUCGCUUCCAGUAAGAUUCCAGGGUGGGGUCGUGGGGCUCUGUAUCUAUCUAGUACGGAGUACCAAUGUAUUCAAGCAGUUUACUCUCUUGACCGCUGUUGGACUUCCUCUGUCCCGGCUUCCAUUGUGCUGCCUUGAACAGAUCCAUCCGCCUUGUUGCUGAUCUCAUCCAACCUCCGGGGUGCUAGUUUCCAGUGAUUAUUCAGAGCACCAUGCUAUUCCUCUGCUCCUCGUCUCCGCUUCAUCUCGGUCUCCUCCAUUGCGCUGCCUCAUCCAACCUCCGUGGACAUUUCGGGGUGCUAGUUUCCAGUGAUUAUUCAGAGCACCAUGCUAGCGGCCUGAUCGAGUGAAGCGGCCUCUAUGCAGCCGCUGUGUUUUGCUCUGUUCUGUUCUGUUCUGCUCUGCCAUCCGACGCUGACGCCGCGACUGUUUUCUGCUCUGCCGUGAAGCAUCAAAGGUUUCCGGUCAUUAAUCAGAGCACCAUGCAUAGAAUCCACUGACCCGGCUAUAAGUUCUUAUAAGAUAUUUGGUGCCCACAGCGCGACCGUCGGCCGUUUGUGUUCUGCUCUCCUGUGAAGCAUCAAAGGUUUCCAGCUGAUUGGUCCAGAGAGCUCUCAUGGAUAUUGUCACGAGUGCCAUUGCCAAGCUGAUCCCCAAGCUGGCCGACCUACUUGUGGGGGAGUACAAGCUGCACAAGAACGUCAAGAAAAAUAUCGAGGACCUCCUGAAGGAGCUUGAGAGCAUGAACGUUGCCCUCAUCAAGAUUGGUGAGGUGCCGCGGGACCAGCUCGACAAACAAGACAAGCUCUGGGCCGAUGAUGUCAGAGAGCUCUCCUAUGUCAUCGAGGAUGUCGUUGACAAGUUCCUCGUACGAGUCGACCACAUUCAGCCUGACGACGCCACAAACAAAUUCAAGGGGCUCAUGAAGAGGACGACCAAGUUGCUGAAGAAAGUCAAGGAUAAGUAUGGGAUAGCUCACGCAAUCAAGGACAUCCAGGAGCAACUCCAGAAGGUGGCCGCUAGGCGUGACAGGAACAAGGUAGUUGUUCCUAAUCCUACGGAACCAAUUACUAUUGAUCCUUGUCUUCGAGCUUUGUACGCAGAAGCGACAGAGCUAGUUGGCAUAUAUGGGAAGAGGGACGAGGAGCUCAUGAGGUUGCUCUCCAUGGAGGGUGAUGAUGCCUCUAAGAACAGACUAAAGAAGGUCUCCAUUGUUGGAUUUGGAGGAUUGGGCAAAACCACUCUUGCUAGAGCAGUAUACGAGAAGAUUAAAGGUGAUUUCGAUUGUCGGGCAUUUGUUCCCGUCGGUCAGAACCCUGACAUGAAGAAGGUUUUAAGGGAUAUCCUCAUUGAUCUCAGCGACGGCAACCCUCAGUCAGAUCUUUCAAUACUGGAUGUUAAUCAUCUUAUUAAAAAGCUUCAUCAAUUCCUGGAGAACAAGAGGUAUCUUGUCAUAAUUGAUGAUAUAUGGGAUGAAAAAUUGUGGGAACACAUCAACUUUGCUUUCUCCAACAGGAAUAAUCUAGGCAGUCGACUAAUUACGACAACCCGCAUUGUCAGUGUCUCCAAUUCAUGUUGCUCGUUGGACCAUGAUUCGGUUUAUCAAAUGGAACCACUUUCUGUUGAUGACUCCAGAAGACUCUUCUACAAAAGAAUAUUUCCAUUCGAGAGUGGAUGUCCAAAUGAAUUUGAACAAGUGUCUACAGAUAUUCUGAAGAAAUGUGGUGGGGUACCACUAGCCAUCAUUACUAUUGCUAGUGCUUUGGCUGGUGGCCAGAAGGUGAAACCAAAGUGUGAGUGGGAUGUUCUGCUCCAAUCCCUUGGCUCUGGACUAACAGAAGAUAAUAGUUUAGAGGAGAUGCGGAGAAUACUCUCUUUCAGCUAUUAUAAUCUACCGUCCCAUCUGAAAACUUGUCUACUAUACCUAUGUAUAUAUCCAGAAGAUAGCACGAUUGAUAGAGAUGGACUGAUAUGGAAGUGGGUGGCCGAAGGAUUUGUCCACCAUGGAGAUCAAGGGACCAGCCUGUUUUUGGUCGGAUUGAACUACUUCAACCAGCUCAUUAAUAGAAGUAUGAUCCAGCCAAUAUAUGAUCCUCUCGGCCAGGUAUAUGCUUGCCGUGUACAUGAUAUGGUUCUGGACCUUAUCUGCAACUUGUCACAUGAAGCAAAGUUUGUUAAUCUAUUGGAUGGCACUGGGAAUCACAUCAUGUCUUCACAAAGUAAUAUUCGUCGUUUGUCUCUUCAGAAUAAAAAUGAAGACCAUCAAGCCAAGCCUCUCACAAAUAUCAUGAGCAUGUCACAAGUGAGGUCAAUUACCAUCUUUCCACCUGCUGUUAGUAUCAUGCCAAGUCUGUCAAUGUUUGAAGUUCUGCGUGUACUUGAUCUGUCGCAUUGUAAUCUGGGAGAAAGUAGCAGCCUGCAGCUUAACCUCAAGGGUGUUGGACACUUAAUUCACCUAAGGUACCUUGGUCUAUCAGGUACCAAAAUCAGUAAGCUUCCGGCUGAGAUAGGAAACCUGCAGUUUUUGGAGGUGUUGGAUCUUGGAAACAAUGAUAAGCUAGAUGAAUUGCCGUCCACUGUUUGUAAUUUGAGAAGAUUAAUCUACCUAAAUGUUUUUUCCAGUAAGGUGGUUCCAACUCCUGGUGUGUUGCAGAAUCUGACAUCCAUUGAAGUGUUGAGGGGAGUCUUGGUCUCUCUGAACAUUAUUGCACAAGAGCUUGGCAAACUGGCAAGGCUGAGGGAGCUUCAGAUUUGCAUCAAGGAUGGUAGUUUGGAUUUGUAUGAAUGUUUUGUGAAGUCUCUGUGCAACCUAGAUCACAUCGAAAGCCUAUAUAUUCGUUGCAAUUCCGAAGAAACAUCUUUUGAACUGAUGGAUCUCUUGGGAGAAUGCUGGGUGCCUCCUGUACAUCUCCGCAAAUUUGUGUCUUCGACGCCUACCCAACUCUAUGCACUGCAAGGGUGGAUAAAGAGAGACCCCUCGCAUCUCUCGAACCUCUCUGAGUUAAUCUUCUAUUCAGUGAAGGAAGUGCAGCAGGAGGACGUGGAAAUCAUUGGGGGGUUGUUGUCCCUUCGCCGUCUCUGCAUAAGGAGCACCCACCAAACACAACGGCUGCUAGUCAUCCGUGCCGAUGGGUUCCGCUGUAUGGUAGACUUUUACUUGAAUUGUGGGUCAGCAGCGCAGAUCAAGUUUGAACCAGGAGCCUUGCCAAGGGCGGAAGAAGUUACGUUCAGCCUGGGCGUGCGGGUGGCGAAAGAGGAUGGAAACUGUGGUUUCGACUUGGGCCUGCAGGGGAACCUGCUCUCCCUUCGGCGGCCGGUCAUGGUUUGGAUGUAUUGUGGUGGAGCGAGGGUUGGGGAGGCAAAGGAAGCGGAGGCUGCGGUGAGGCGCGCCCUCGAAGCCCAUCCCAACCAUCCCAGGAUUUAUAUUGACAUGUGGCCGCGUAUAGCAGAAGAUGCUCAUGAUGACGAUUUGUGUGAGGACGAGGAGAACUGAUUUCUGAUCCAGAGCGUCUCACAUUGCAUCAGAUGUGCUCUCAGAUGGGAUCUAUAUGGUGAAACUGCUGAGCUAUCACAUCGAUUGCUUGCUAAUCGUGAAGGUUUUAGUCUUGCGGAAUGAGCAAGAUUCAUGUAGAUGACCCCACAAAAUAAAUAUUCAUGUAAUGGCUUUUAGAGAAGAAUGGAGUAUUUUCUGUGCGUCCUAUGUUUAUAGCUUUGAAAGCUCAACAAGUGAAAUGGCCAUAAAGAAAAUUUUGGUAUGUAAAAGUUCCGCUUAAGAUUAUAGUAUUUUUGUGGUUAGCAUUCAGAAAUAGUAUCAGCAGAGAUAAUGUGAAUCAUAGAGGUAGUGUGGUACAGGGAACUGUCUUUUUUGCAGUAGAAAAGAGUCAGUGGAUUAUAUCUUCUGUAAUUGUUUGGUUGCUUGUUAUAUUUGCUUUUUAUUUUGAUAUAGUCCUGUUAGCAUGGAGGGAUUUUGUGAUUGGGUGAUGAAUUUCAGGGGUAAAGAUGGGAAUCUGAAUUUUGCUAGGGCGGCGGCUGUUAUUUGGUCUAUUUGGAAAACAAGCAAUGAUAAUUGCUUGAAAAAUAUUUUUCCUAUGGAUCCCAGCUGUGUGUAGGUUGCAAAGUUGCAU